UCAGGAAAUAUUGGUGCCAGAGUCACAGCAUCCACUCAUAUUCACCUCUGAGUGGCUGCACUGUGUCAAUAAAGAACGUGGCCACAAGAGAGAAGUUGGUGGAGGACUUGACACCUGUCUGGUCAGUACUUGUGAUGGUGUAGGACGACUACCGUGGAAGGAGGUUGUUUACCCAAAGUUCAUCCACGACCCAUCUGAAGAGCUAGGCCUGAUGGCAAACCAUGAUGAUCUGAAAUCCAGUUGCCUUUCCAGUGAAGGGGGAAGCAGCCUUGGGGUUUGGGGUGGCUCUUCAUCUGGAGAGCUGGACUCCUGGUCCUGGGAUGAGGAAGAAGAUGAUAGUCUACCACCAUAUGGCAUGGACCCUGUACUCAGACGAAGGCGCAGUGAAGAUGGGCUUGGGCGGACUGCGAGGCAAUCUCAGCUUGAUGGGGAUUAUGUAGAGCUUUUGGAACCCAGAGGGGGCCCUGAUGGAGGGGUUGACUCAAGACAGAGGUACCUAGAAAUGCAUGGGAUAUGUAAAACUAAGACUUUGCCUUUGUGCAGGAGAGGUAAAGCCAUCAGAAUUCGGAAAGGGAAGGCUUGGACUUCUGGGAAAACAGAAAGGUCAGGAAGCUUUCGAGCUAAUCGUGCCACCAAAGGCGAAGUAGUGGCUCCAAAGGAUGGUGUACCACCACCAAAGCCUCCAAGGGCAGCUAGAGAACUUGGCAAAGUGAGGAGAUCUUAUUCCUCCUCUGUCCAUGACUCAGAUGAAGGAGAUAAAAUAAGCAGAGGUUUAGAAGGACAAGAAGGCUACAACCUGUAUUUUGAUGGCCAGUUCAAGGAAAGAAGGCCAGGCGUGGGCAGGGAGAGGGACAGCAAUGGCUUCACACAACCAUCCAGAGAUGACCACAAAAGUAAAGACUCUCAGAGCAGUGACAGCUUGGUAACAAAUGAAAUAUUUGACUUAACAAACAACAAAGCUGAGUAUGUUGUUGAAGGUCAAUCAGAUCAUGGAUCACAUUCGGACUCUGUUUUUGAGGAUAAUGAUAAACCACUGAGUGGAGACAGCAAUGCUAUUACCCCAACAUUGGACACACCAGAGAGGCUCUUUACUGAAGUUUCAGAAACUGAAGGAGCUGCCAACAGUGAGUCUAUAAUGAAGAUUUCAUCAAAGCUGGAGGUCACAAAUGAAAGGGAUAAAGGAAAGAUGGAGGAAAGAUUGUGCCCCAGAGGAAAGGAAGUAAAAACUGCUGGAUUCAGAGCACCACGGAGGAAAAGGAAGGGAAAGGGGGGGAAAGGGAAGGGUAAGUCUGGUGGUCGUGGAAACCAGAAAGGAGCAAAACUGCAGAGUAAAACUCUCCAGCCAAGUCCCACGACCAACUCUGUUUCGACAAAGCUGUUACUAACUAAGGAACACCAGUCUAAACCAGCUGAAGAGGAUGACAAACUCAAUGGAGUGCCCACAGCAAGUAAAAGGAAAGAUGAUACAAGGAAUAGCAGCCCAGCAGAGACAGAGGUAGAAUCUUUGCCUAAAUGCAAUGACCAGUCUAGCACAUCUUUCUUAAACCACUCUACAGAGGAGGCUGGGUCACAAGGGACAUGUCCAGGCCAGAUAAACGGUGUUACCUCUAAAGAGCCUGCUCUUCUCAGGGAACUACAUGCAGAUCUGCUCAAGUCAGGGAAACUUCAGUUGACAGGUACAGUGGACAGGCUGGGACGUGCUCUGGUUUUCACAGAUGCAAAUGUAUCAGAUGAGGGUUUCUGUACAGAAGAGAUGGCCCGUAUUCUGGCUUGCUACCACAGAAUCACACGGGCCAAGUGGCUGAAUCUCACCACUAUUCCCACAAAAGAGAAGGAGGACCUCCUCGACACUCCCAUCACCCACGAGGUUUGUUUGGCUCAGAGGUCACCUCAAGAGGCAGGAGGAGAAGGAGAGAAACAAUGA
Messenger RNA from Nematolebias whitei (Rio pearlfish), 1924 nucleotides. RefSeq lists its product as uncharacterized. The record is from RefSeq and is a predicted model, not a curated record. The transcript has 6 exons. Bases 212 to 1924 code for a protein of 570 amino acids. NCBI's taxonomy places the organism in Eukaryota, Metazoa, Chordata, Actinopteri, Cyprinodontiformes, Rivulidae.